UUCCGUUUUUCUCCUUUAUUUUAUUUUUUUCCGUCUACUAAAAGCGGACACCCCAUAUCGGCUCUAUAAAUAGCCUUAUUUUUUUCUUUCACGCUCGUACGCAGUUUUCUCAUACACUCAAAAGAGGCAGAAAGUUUGAAAAAUAAAAUCUGUGUCGUAAAGAUGGCUGAAGCUAAGAGCAAAAUCGAAUCUGUCAGGGAAUGGAUCGUCGAGCACAAGCUUCGAACUGUUGGGUGUUUGUGGCUUAGCGGUAUUGUGGGUUCAAUCGCCUACAAUUGGUCUCAACCCAACAUGAAAACAAGCGUUAGGAUUAUUCACGCUAGGUUACACGCACAGGCUCUUACCCUGGCUGCAUUAGCUGGUGCUGCUGUGGUCGAGUACUAUGAUCAUAAAAGUGGAGCGAAGGCUGAAAGAUAUGCUGAUUACAUCCCACACAAGGAUGCCAAGUAAAUCCAGAGUAAAGGAUUCAUUUAAUGAGACCUUCAAGGUCCGUAAUGAUUCAGUGGAUUGAUAUGAAUAACAAUUUAUGUAAGGAAGGGCACUAAGUUUUGAUCAGUUUGGUUGUGUUGUUCUAUUCGGUACUAGCAUUGUAUUACACACUUGAUGGUAAGAAAAUUAAAUUAAAGACUAUUUAUGAUGUGAA
Messenger RNA from Manihot esculenta (cassava), 643 nucleotides. RefSeq lists its product as uncharacterized. Lineage: Eukaryota; Viridiplantae; Streptophyta; Magnoliopsida; Malpighiales; Euphorbiaceae. The record is from RefSeq and is a predicted model, not a curated record. Bases 163 to 450 code for a protein of 95 amino acids. The transcript has 3 exons. Gene Ontology annotation, cellular component: mitochondrial inner membrane. Gene Ontology annotation, biological process: mitochondrial respiratory chain complex IV assembly.